This is a messenger RNA of Closterium sp. Yama58-4, 468 nucleotides long. The record is from the annotation of a GenBank genome assembly. Lineage: Eukaryota; Viridiplantae; Streptophyta; Zygnematophyceae; Desmidiales; Closteriaceae.
AUGGCGAUUAAGUCCUGGCUCCCCGCUGCGCGCAAGCUGCUGUCUCUCGCUCUCCUCGUGCUCCUCGCCGUCACCAGCGCCAGCGCAGCACGGCCCAUGCUGCAGGCGUCAUCGGCCACCGCAGCAGCCGCCGUCACCGGCGCUCGCACGUUCAGCUCUACCUCGGCCUUGGGAUCUCCGCACAGGCGGGUGCAGCAGCAGGUGGCAGCGAUGGUGGCGGCGGGCAGGCAGAAGCUGAGGGAGGAGGUGCAGGCUCAGUUGGAGAGAGAGAAACUGGCGCUGUUGGCUGAUGCCCGGCGGAAAGAGGAGCAAAAGCGGAGGGAGCAGGAGGAGUUGGAGAGAAUGUUGGCGGAGAAUCAGAGGAAGGUGGAGGAGGCACAGAGGAGAGCAGCGGAGGAGAGGGCCAGGGAGGAGGGGCUGAGACACAAGGAGCGAGAGGCAGUCAAUGCGGUGGGGUGGAGAGUGUAG